AUGGGCGUGGAGCUGGCCCAAUGAGGGUGGGAGUGGGUGGGGCAGGCGCGAGCGGCAGUGCUAAAGGAGCCCGGCGGAGGCAGCGGUGGGUUUGGAACUGAGACGCUGGAUCUGUGGUCGCUGCUGGGGACGUGCGCUGGCGCCACCAUCUUCGGCUGAAGAGGCAAUUACUUUUGGAUCCAUCUGUUUACAAUGGCCCAGAGAACUGGACUGGAGGAUCCGGAGAGAUAUCUCUUUGUGGACAGGGCUGUCAUCUACAACCCUGCCACUCAAGCUGAUUGGACAGCUAAAAAGCUGGUGUGGAUCCCAUCAGAACGCCAUGGUUUUGAGGCAGCUAGUAUCAAAGAAGAACGGGGCGAUGAAGUUAUGGUGGAGCUGGCAGAGAAUGGAAAGAAAGCAAUGGUCAACAAAGAUGACAUUCAGAAGAUGAACCCACCGAAGUUCUCCAAGGUGGAGGAUAUGGCGGAGUUGACGUGCUUGAACGAAGCGUCUGUUUUACAUAAUCUCAAGGACCGCUACUAUUCAGGACUUAUCUACACUUACUCUGGACUCUUCUGUGUAGUCAUAAAUCCUUACAAGAACCUCCCAAUUUACUCUGAGAAUAUUAUUGAAAUGUAUAGAGGGAAGAAACGUCACGAGAUGCCGCCACACAUCUAUGCCAUCUCAGAGUCUGCUUACAGAUGCAUGCUUCAAGAUCGUGAGGACCAGUCAAUUCUUUGCACGGGUGAAUCGGGUGCCGGGAAGACCGAAAACACAAAGAAAGUCAUUCAGUACCUUGCCCAUGUUGCUUCUUCACACAAAGGAAGAAAGGACCAUAAUAUUCCUCAGGAAUCGCCUAAGCCAGUGAAACCCCAGGGGGAACUUGAACGGCAGCUUCUACAAGCAAAUCCAAUUCUGGAAUCGUUUGGAAAUGCAAAGACUGUGAAAAAUGAUAACUCAUCUCGCUUUGGCAAGUUUAUUCGGAUCAACUUUGAUGUAACUGGCUAUAUUGUUGGGGCCAACAUUGAAACAUACCUUCUGGAAAAGUCUCGUGCUGUUCGUCAAGCUAAAGAUGAGCGUACGUUCCAUAUCUUUUACCAGCUGCUAUCUGGAGCAGGGGAGCACCUGAAGUCUGACUUACUCCUGGAAGGUUUUAAUAACUACAGAUUCCUCUCCAAUGGCUAUAUACCUAUCCCUGGACAGCAGGACAAGGAUAAUUUUCAGGAGACCAUGGAAGCGAUGCACAUAAUGGGCUUCUCCCACGAAGAGAUACUCUCAAUGCUUAAAGUCGUGUCUUCAGUGCUGCAGUUUGGAAACAUCUCUUUCAAAAAGGAGAGAAACACUGACCAAGCUUCCAUGCCAGAAAACACAGUUGCACAGAAACUCUGCCACCUGCUUGGGAUGAACGUGAUGGAGUUCACUCGGGCCAUCCUCACCCCCCGGAUCAAGGUUGGCCGAGACUACGUACAGAAAGCCCAGACGAAAGAGCAAGCAGAUUUUGCAGUGGAAGCAUUGGCAAAAGCUACCUAUGAGCGUCUGUUUCGCUGGCUCGUUCACCGCAUCAAUAAAGCACUGGAUAGGACCAAACGCCAGGGAGCUUCUUUCAUUGGAAUCCUGGAUAUUGCUGGUUUUGAAAUUUUUGAGCUGAACUCCUUCGAGCAGCUGUGCAUCAACUACACCAACGAGAAGCUGCAGCAGCUGUUCAACCACACCAUGUUCAUCCUGGAGCAGGAGGAGUACCAGCGUGAGGGCAUCGAGUGGAACUUCAUCGACUUCGGUCUCGACCUGCAGCCCUGCAUCGACCUCAUAGAGAGACCUGCCAAUCCUCCUGGCGUGCUGGCCCUCCUGGAUGAAGAAUGCUGGUUCCCUAAAGCCACAGAUAAGACUUUUGUUGAAAAACUGGUUCAGGAGCAAGGUUCCCACUCCAAGUUUCAAAAGCCACGGCAACUGAAAGACAAAGCCGACUUCUGCAUUAUCCACUAUGCGGGGAAGGUGGACUAUAAGGCAGAUGAAUGGCUGAUGAAGAACAUGGACCCUCUGAAUGACAAUGUGGCCACUCUCCUGCACCAAUCGUCAGACAGAUUCGUGGCUGAGCUUUGGAAGGAUGAGAUUCAGAAUAUUCAGAGAGCUUCUUUCUAUGACAGUGUUUCUGGUCUUCAUGAGCCGCCAGUGGACCGCAUUGUAGGUCUGGAUCAAGUCACUGGUAUGACUGAGACAGCUUUUGGCUCUGCAUAUAAGACCAAGAAGGGCAUGUUCCGUACUGUUGGGCAGCUCUACAAAGAGUCUCUCACCAAACUGAUGGCAACUCUCCGAAACACCAACCCCAACUUUGUUCGCUGCAUCAUUCCAAAUCACGAGAAGCGGGCUGGAAAACUGGACCCACAUCUUGUGCUAGAUCAGCUUCGCUGUAAUGGUGUCCUGGAAGGGAUCAGGAUCUGCCGCCAGGGUUUCCCCAACCGGAUAGUCUUCCAGGAAUUCAGACAGAGAUAUGAGAUCCUAACUCCCAAUGCUAUUCCUAAAGGAUUCAUGGAUGGCAAACAGGCCUGUGAGCGGAUGAUCCGGGCUUUAGAACUGGACCCAAACCUGUAUAGAAUUGGACAGAGCAAGAUCUUUUUCCGAGCUGGAGUUUUGGCGCACUUAGAAGAAGAAAGAGAUUUAAAAAUCACCGAUAUCAUUAUCUUUUUCCAAGCUGUCUGCAGAGGCUACUUGGCCAGAAAGGCCUUUGCCAAGAAGCAGCAACAACUAAGUGCCUUAAAGGUCUUGCAGCGGAACUGUGCGGCGUACCUGAAGCUGCGGCACUGGCAGUGGUGGCGAGUCUUCACCAAGGUGAAGCCUCUCCUCCAAGUGACACGCCAGGAGGAAGAACUCCAGGCCAAAGAUGAGGAGCUGCUGAAGGUGAAGGAGAAGCAGACGAAGGUGGAGGGGGAGCUUGAGGAGAUGGAGAGGAAACACCAGCAGUUGCUGGAAGAGAAGAACAUUCUUGCAGAACAACUUCAAGCUGAGACUGAGCUCUUUGCUGAAGCAGAAGAGAUGAGAGCAAGACUGGCCGCCAAAAAGCAGGAGCUGGAGGAGAUUCUCCAUGACCUGGAGUCCAGGGUAGAAGAGGAAGAAGAGAGGAACCAGAUCCUCCAAAAUGAGAAAAAAAAGAUGCAAGCACACAUCCAGGACCUGGAAGAACAGUUGGAUGAGGAGGAGGGAGCCCGGCAGAAGCUGCAGCUGGAGAAGGUGACAGCAGAGGCCAAAAUCAAGAAGAUGGAAGAGGAGGUUCUGCUUCUCGAGGACCAGAAUUCCAAAUUUAUCAAAGAAAAGAAACUCAUGGAAGAUCGCAUUGCCGAGUGUUCCUCUCAGCUGGCUGAAGAGGAAGAAAAGGCAAAGAACUUGGCUAAAGUCAGGAACAAGCAAGAAGUGAUGAUUUCAGACUUAGAAGAACGCUUGAAGAAGGAGGAGAAAACUCGACAGGAACUGGAAAAGGCCAAACGGAAACUGGAUGGUGAAACAACCGACCUACAGGACCAGAUCGCUGAGCUGCAGGCACAGGUGGAUGAGCUCAAAGUCCAGCUGGCCAAGAAGGAAGAGGAGCUUCAGGGGGCGCUGGCCAGAGGAGAUGACGAAACCUUGCAUAAAAACAAUGCACUGAAAGUCGUACGGGAGCUGCAGGCCCAGAUCGCUGAGCUCCAGGAGGACUUUGAGUCUGAAAAGGCUUCGCGGAAUAAGGCUGAGAAGCAGAAACGGGACUUGAGUGAGGAGCUAGAAGCUCUGAAGACAGAGCUGGAGGACACUCUGGACACCACAGCAGCCCAGCAGGAGCUACGCACAAAACGUGAGCAGGAAGUAGCGGAGCUGAAAAAGGCUCUCGAGGACGAAACUAAGAACCACGAAGCUCAGAUCCAGGACAUGAGACAGAGGCACGCCACGGCACUGGAGGAGCUUUCCGAGCAGCUGGAACAGGCUAAGAGGUUCAAAGCCAAUUUAGAGAAGAACAAGCAGGGCCUGGAGACGGACAACAAGGAGCUGGCGUGUGAGGUGAAGGUGCUCCAGCAGGUCAAGGCUGAGUCAGAGCACAAGAGGAAGAAACUGGAUGCCCAGGUCCAGGAGCUCCAUGCCAAGGUGUCAGAAGGUGACAGGCUCAGGGUAGAGCUGGCUGAGAAAGCAAACAAGCUACAGAAUGAGCUGGAUAACGUCUCAACCCUUCUGGAAGAAGCCGAGAAAAAAGGUAUCAAAUUUGCUAAGGAUGCAGCUGGUCUCGAGUCUCAACUACAGGACACACAGGAGCUCCUUCAGGAGGAGACUCGCCAGAAACUGAACCUGAGCAGUCGGAUCCGGCAGCUGGAGGAGGAGAAGAACAGCCUUCAGGAGCAGCAAGAGGAGGAGGAGGAGGCUAGGAAGAACCUAGAAAAGCAGGUGUUGGCCCUGCAGUCCCAGUUGGCUGACACCAAGAAGAAAGUGGACGAUGACCUGGGGACAAUUGAGAGUUUGGAAGAAGCCAAGAAGAAGUUGCUUAAGGACGUGGAGACACUGAGCCAGCGGCUGGAGGAGAAGGUCCUAGCGUAUGACAAGCUGGAGAAGACUAAGAACCGGCUGCAGCAGGAACUUGACGACCUGACGGUGGACCUGGACCACCAGCGCCAGAUCGUCUCCAACUUGGAGAAGAAACAGAAGAAGUUCGAUCAGCUGUUGGCGGAAGAGAAGAGCAUCUCUGCUCGCUAUGCAGAAGAGCGGGACCGGGCUGAAGCUGAGGCCAGAGAGAAAGAAACCAAAGCUCUCUCCCUGGCACGGGCUCUGGAAGAAGCCUUGGAGGCCAAGGAGGAAUUCGAGAGGCAAAACAAGCAGCUCCGAGCAGACAUGGAGGACCUGAUGAGCUCCAAAGACGACGUGGGGAAGAAUGUCCACGAGCUUGAGAAAUCCAAGCGGGCCUUGGAGCAGCAGGUGGAGGAAAUGAGGACCCAGCUGGAGGAGCUAGAGGAUGAGCUCCAGGCUACUGAGGAUGCCAAGCUCCGCCUGGAGGUCAACAUGCAGGCCAUGAAGGCCCAGUUUGAGAGAGACCUGCAAACCAGAGAUGAGCAGAAUGAAGAAAAGAAGCGGCUGCUGCUUAAGCAGGUACGGGAGCUCGAGGCAGAACUGGAGGACGAGCGGAAACAGCGGGCGCUUGCUGUGGCCUCAAAGAAGAAGAUGGAGAUAGACCUGAAGGACCUGGAGGCUCAGAUCGAGGCUGCCAACAAAGCCCGAGAUGAAGUGAUCAAGCAGCUUCGCAAGCUUCAGGCUCAGAUGAAGGAUUACCAGCGUGAACUAGAAGAGGCUCGUGCAUCCAGAGAUGAGAUUUUUGCUCAAUCCAAAGAGAGUGAAAAGAAACUGAAGAGUCUAGAAGCAGAAAUCCUCCAGUUGCAGGAGGAGCUGGCCUCGUCUGAGCGAGCCCGCAGACACGCAGAGCAGGAGCGAGAUGAGCUGGCUGAUGAGAUCGCCAACAGCGCCUCUGGCAAGUCUGCCCUGCUGGAUGAGAAGCGGCGCCUGGAGGCUCGGAUCGCACAGUUGGAGGAGGAGCUGGAGGAGGAGCAGAGCAACAUGGAGCUGCUCAAUGACCGAUUCCGCAAGACCACUUUACAGGUGGACACACUGAACACUGAGUUGGCAGCAGAACGCAGUGCUGCCCAGAAGAGUGACAACGCCCGUCAACAGCUGGAGCGACAAAACAAGGAACUGAAGGCCAAGCUGCAGGAGCUAGAAGGGGCUGUCAAGUCCAAGUUCAAGGCUACUAUCUCUGCCCUGGAAGCCAAGAUUGGGCAACUGGAGGAGCAGCUGGAGCAGGAAGCCAAGGAACGAGCAGCUGCCAACAAACUAGUCCGUCGAACAGAGAAGAAACUGAAAGAAAUCUUCAUGCAGGUUGAAGAUGAGCGGCGACAUGCGGAUCAGUAUAAAGAACAGAUGGAGAAGGCCAAUGCCAGGAUGAAGCAGCUUAAACGCCAGCUGGAGGAAGCUGAAGAGGAAGCUACACGUGCCAACGCAUCUCGGCGUAAACUCCAAAGGGAACUGGACGAUGCCACUGAGGCCAAUGAGGGCCUGAGCCGUGAGGUCAGCACUCUCAAGAACCGGCUUAGGCGGGGUGGCCCUAUCAGCUUUUCUUCAAGCCGAUCUGGCCGGCGCCAGCUACACAUUGAGGGUGCGUCACUGGAGCUAUCCGACGAUGACACAGAGAGUAAAACCAGUGAUGUCAAUGAAACGCAGCCACCCCAGUCAGAAUAGACACAGGAGGCUGGAGGGGACACAGAGGGCAGGCCGGAAGUCAACCCAGCGCUAGCCUGCUUGAGCCCUGCACUCGGGAAUGGCAAGCUCCAGGAUUACUCACAGGAAGAUCAACCAUGUCUUAAGGCUUUGCUGCCUGCGCAGACUGUGUCCUGCUUCAGACUAGGUACAGUUUCCCCCUUUUUAUAUAUACACCUCCACCAGACAUGCGUAUUAAAGACUGUCUCAUCGUUGCAUCUAUUCUCCAUAUAUUCAUCAAGAGACCACUUUAUGACACAUUAAGAGGAGGUAACCCUUUUUGAAACAAAUUCUAGACCCUUGUUGCCAGUCGCUGGGCCUGGGGCCCCAGGAUGGUUGCUCAGUUGCUCUGCAUGCUCUGUCGUCCUGACAGGUACCUUAGUUCUGUGCUCAUGUGGCCCUGACCCCUCAACCACAUCCAGUCUCUUAGGACAUUGUGAACCUAAACCUUCGCUUGUAUCAUUUCCUUUGAAUAAUGAUCACUGUCUCAGUGAGCAAACUGUGAAAGGGGCUUUUGGAGGCGUAGUAGGGGUGGGUUGGAUUGGGGAAGCAGCAUCAAUUUGGGGUUACCCUGCCCAUCUCCCAAGGGGUGGCCCUGCCUCUCAAAUUUACGGUGUCCCCGCCAUCUCAUGUGAUAGAGUCUUUGGCCCAGGCCUGUCUGCACACAGAGAGGACAGUGGCUACAACACAGCUAAGGCUCCCCAGGUGGCAGGCAUCACAGUGACUUCUAGGUGAUCUCCAGAAGUGUCUGGCUUGCUGGGAUGAGUGAGCAAUUCACUCAAUUCAGGAGUGACCCUUGGGAUGCUCACAGUCCUCUCCAAACUACCAGACCUUCCUGCUGACCUUGCAAAUUCAGCCACUGCUUUGAGCCCAAAACGGGAAUGUUGGUUUUGUGUUGGAGGUGUGUUCCAAGUUUGUCAAUGAGGCUACAUGACCUCAAGAACAGAUGCCAUCUGCCUGAAUGUUGACAUGCCAGUGGGUGUGAUCCUUCAUUUUUCCUUUUCCCUUCCUUUGGACAGUGUUACAAUGAACACUUAGCAUUCUGUUUUUGGUUGAUAGUUGAGCAAACUGACAUUACAGAAAGUGCCUUAGACACUACAGUACUAAGACAAUGUUAAAUAUAUUAUUUGCCUCUAUAACAACUUAAUGUAUUAAGUUUUGACUGUGCUUCAUAUCAUGUACCUCUCUAGUAAGUAGUAUAAACAAACAUUCAGUGACAGCAAAUCAGUGUUAAUGACAAAUCCCGAUCCUUGGCAAUGUGCUUGAAAACACAGACCUUUUGGGUUAAAAGCUUUAACAUCUGUUAGGAAGAAUUUGUCACGUGGGUUUGGAAUCUUUGAUUUCCCCUGUAUGGAUUGUACUGGCUGUUGACCACCAGACACCUGACUGCAAAUAUCUUUUCUUGUACUCCCAUAUUUCUAGACAAUGAUUUUUGUAAGACAAUAAAUUUAUUCAUUAUAGAUA
Phodopus roborovskii (desert hamster) is the source of this 7698-nucleotide messenger RNA. RefSeq names its product myosin heavy chain 10 (gene Myh10). The transcript is spliced from 43 exons. The record is from RefSeq and is a predicted model, not a curated record. The coding region runs from base 193 to 6216 and encodes 2007 amino acids. NCBI's taxonomy places the organism in Eukaryota, Metazoa, Chordata, Mammalia, Rodentia, Cricetidae. Gene Ontology annotation, molecular function: ATP binding; cytoskeletal motor activity; actin filament binding. Gene Ontology annotation, cellular component: myosin complex.